This is a messenger RNA of Nannospalax galili (Upper Galilee mountains blind mole rat), 2187 nucleotides long. It is a transcript of the gene Fbxo5, whose product is annotated as F-box protein 5. NCBI's taxonomy places the organism in Eukaryota, Metazoa, Chordata, Mammalia, Rodentia, Spalacidae. Bases 341 to 1645 code for a protein of 434 amino acids. The transcript is spliced from 5 exons. Gene Ontology annotation, molecular function: protein binding. The record is from RefSeq and is a predicted model, not a curated record. Gene Ontology annotation, cellular component: nucleus. Gene Ontology annotation, biological process: regulation of mitotic nuclear division; negative regulation of meiotic nuclear division.
CGCCCUCUCAGCCCUCGCCCGCCGAGGCCCCGCCCACAUCCUCAGCAUCUUUCCGGCGGCCCGGACCUCCCUGGGAGGAGGUGCCGGCGCUGUGGGGCUGGCUCCACCCCUGGGGGCUCCUAUUGGUCGAGUACUGGCGUCCUCCUCAGACUGCUUGCCUAUUGGCUUGCGUGUGCGAGCGCCGCGCCCUAUUGGCCCGUUGUGCUUUGGGCACCAAAUUCAAAGAUUUUUAAAAGUACCAGCUGGCGCCUUUUAAGAGCAGCAGCUCCGCGGAGCGGCGGGUCACCUGCGUCGCCGCCGUCGCCCUCGCUCACCUGCGGCCGAGCCUGCGUCCUCCGGCAUGAUCCGCCGCACCUGCCGCUGUGUGGCCCGGCCGGCCUCCUGCUGCUGCGGCUCCGGUGCAAGGACAGCGGCUGAGCGCCCGCGCCUGCCGGAAUGUUGUAAAGAAGAAAACUCUUUUUCUGUAAAAAUGAAGUGUGAUUUUAAUUGUAAUCCUGACCUUUCUGAACUUAAAGUAGAAAAACCUGAUGACAGCAUAACACAGGGUUCCUACACCCCUGUGAGCUUGAAACUUUCUCUUAAGAAUUGUUUUAAAAACCAUGAAAGGUCAUCUUUCCUUGAGUCACCAAUUGUGAGUCCUACAAUUUCGGACCUUGAUAAUAAGGAAAAUGGACGCGUGCAGCAAAUACUCAGUAUUUCAAGUGAAAUAGAAGAGCUAGAGGCCAAUAGACUGUGUGAAGACAGUGGCUACUCCUCAUUUACACAUCACGGCGGACAGGAAGAUGGCAUCCUUGUCUUGGAGGAGAAUUUCAGAAACAGCCCUCAGUCCUGCCUGCUACCAUCCCAAAGCCCAGACCAGUAUCCCAACAAAAACUUGCUUCCCGUGCUUCAUUUUGAAAGAGUAGUUUGUUCAACAUUAAAAAAGAAUGCCAAGCGAAACCCUAAAGUGGAUCGGGAAAUGCUGAAGGAAGUUAUAGCCAGUGGAAACUUUAGGCUCCAGAACAUAAUUGGCAAGAAAAUGGGCCUAGAGUGUGUAGAUAUUCUCAGUGAACUCUUUCGAAGAGGAUGCAAGCAUCUCUUAGCUAAUAUUUUGACAAAACUCGGUGACAUGGACUUAAUAAAUUUGUCUAAAGUGAGCAGGAUUUGGAAGAAGAUUCUAGAAGGCGAUAAAGGUGCAUUCCAGCUAUACAACAAAGCAAUGCAAAGAGUCCUUCAGGAAAACAAUAAGUUGUCGCUGUGUAAUUCAACUAGAGGACAUGCCACAUGCAGAAUCGCAUUAACUUCUGUUCAGAAAACAGCCUGGGCUCCUCCCAAAAAAGAUGCUCAAACCAAGUUACCCAGUCAACGUGAUCAGAAAAGUUCUGCUUACAGUCGGCACAGUGAAUUCCUUGAGGUUGCCAAGACAUUGAAAAAUAACGAAAGCCUCAAAGCCUGCAUUCGGUGUAAUUUCCCUGCAAAAUAUGAUCAGUAUUUAGAGCGGGCAACCUGCAAACGAGAAAGCUGUGGGUUUGAGUAUUGUACAAAGUGCCUCUGUGAUUAUCAUAACACCAAAGACUGUUCAAAUGGCAAGCUCCUGAAAGCCAGCUGUAGGAUGGGCCCUUUGCCUGGGACUAGAAAGAGUAAAAAGAAUUUACAAAGACUAUGACCUUUUGUUAAAUCAAUUGUAAAUGAUCAUGAAGGAUACUUUUAAAAUGUUAGGUUUUAACUUAAAACUGUAUUUUUUUUUUCGACUUCUGUAGUGUCUGAGGAGUCUUUCCCUCUGAACAGAGGACAUACAACCUCUUAAAAUAUAGUUUAAUAGUCAGAAUUUUAAAUUGGCCACACAAAUGGAAAAUUUAAGUGUUUUAAGAAAAGAUAAAAUGAAACUGGCUCAAUUUUAUAAUAAAAGGACACCAUAGAAUUUUACCUAUAGAUGUGGUUCACAGUGUUAGCAUUUGAGACAUUCUUUUACCAGAUGUGUAUUAAUCCAGUAUCAACUUAAGGAGUCUGUUCAUUUAAAUGUUUUGUCUGUCUGUUUUCUUGUUGCCCUAAACCUUUUUUUCAGUGUUUUCCAAAAAAGUAUCUUUUGUAAAGUCUUGUUUUCCUUCUGAUGUCUGUUUUAUAUGUUUAUAUCUGUAAAUAUUUCUAUUUUUAUGUGCCAAAGAAAAUAUACAUAUAAAUUAAUUUUGUUACAAAUAAAAUUGUUAA